AUGUCAUUAAAACGCAAAGCCAACGACCUCCCCUCUUCUCAAGACCCAAAAAAAGCCAAAGGCUCCACCAUAACUUCUUUCUUCGGACAACCAAAACCUGUCCACAAUGCCAAUUCCUCUAAUAUCGCCGCUCCAGUCACGAAGUUUGAUAAGGAGGCAUGGGUAGCGAAGUUGACGGAGGAGCAGAAAACUUUGUUGCAAUUGGAAAUUGAUACGUUGGAUGUCAGUUGGUUGAAGGAACUACAGGAUGAAGUCUUGACGAAGGAGUUUUUGGAUCUGAAGAGAUUCCUGAAGAGAGAGGUGGAUGCGGGGAAGGUCAUAUUUCCCAAGAUGGAAGACGUAUAUGCGUGGUCCACACAUACACCACUACACACCGUCAAAGCCGUCAUAAUAGGCCAAGAUCCAUACCACAACGUCAAUCAAGCACACGGUCUCUGCUUCUCGGUCCUCCCACCGACCCCCGCCCCCCCAUCCCUCAAAAAUAUCUACAAAGCCCUCAAAAACGACUACCCCUCAUUCACACCACCGCCCAAGAACUCCGGCCUCCUCACACCCUGGGCAGAUCGCGGCGUCCUACUGCUCAACACCUGUCUCACCGUCCGCGCCCACGACGCAAACUCCCACGCGAACCGCGGCUGGGAGAAGUUCACGCAAAAGGUCAUCGACACCGUCGCAGCGAAGCGGCAGAAAGGCGUGGUGUUCCUCGCGUGGGGCAGUCCGGCUGCGAAGAGAGUGGUCAAGAUUAAUAAGGCGAAGCAUUUGGUAUUGUUGAGUGUGCAUCCUAGUCCGUUGAGCGCGAGUCGGGGGUGGUUUGACUGCGGGCAUUUUCGGAAGACGAAUGAGUGGUUGGUGGAACGGUAUGGGGUGGGGAGUGAGAUUGAUUGGGAUUUGAAUGGGAUGACGGAGGGGGAGAGGGAGAAGAUGAGGGUUGAGGAGGAGAGGAAGAAGGUGGAGGAGGAGAAGAAGAGGGUGGAGGAGGAGAAAAAGAGGAAGGAGACUGAAGAGACUUUGGCUGCUUUGGAGGCUAUUGAGGCUGCGGAGACGGAUGACGAGGAAGCUGAGGGGAGUCCAGCUACCUUGGAGGCUAUUGAGGCUGCGGAGACGGACUACGAGAAUGAGGAGAUAUGA
Molecule: messenger RNA, 1128 nt
Organism: Glarea lozoyensis ATCC 20868
Lineage: Eukaryota; Fungi; Ascomycota; Leotiomycetes; Helotiales; Helotiaceae
Product: Uracil-DNA glycosylase-like protein
Exons: 2
Coding region: 1-1128 (375 amino acids)
Biological process (GO): base-excision repair, AP site formation via deaminated base removal; base-excision repair
Cellular component (GO): mitochondrion; nucleus
Molecular function (GO): uracil DNA N-glycosylase activity
Source: RefSeq, a predicted model, not a curated record